Molecule: messenger RNA, 462 nt
Organism: Dibothriocephalus latus
Lineage: Eukaryota; Metazoa; Platyhelminthes; Cestoda; Diphyllobothriidea; Diphyllobothriidae
Source: the annotation of a GenBank genome assembly
AUGAUGAGUCUGCGAGCGACCGACUGCUCAACCACCUGCUGUCCUAACUUACCUUCCCCACCUGCCUACCCGUAUCCAUCGGGGCAAGCUGAAAACCUUACGACAAUCCCUCACAGUUGGAGCAGGGAGCAGGUAGAAAGGAGUUCGGGCUUUUCGAGCGCAUCUUCAAGCUCCUCCGUGCAGGGUGGGGCGUCAGAGCCGAGUUUUUACGUCAACAGACAGCUCGGUAACAGUUCCGAUGGGGAGGACGUAGACGAUCCGGAGGAGUCGAUGGCUGAGCAGGCAUCCUCUCUAGCAGAACCAAGCAACCACCGCCUGACCGCCUCUUCCGGUACUGAGUGGUUGCGGUUCUUCAGACUCAUCUCCUCCGGAAGCUCGCAUCGACAACUACAGCUCUUCGUCCUCCUCCUCUUCGUCAACGGUGCGCAUGACCGCUCCCGAGAUCCACAGAUCGGAAAUCCG